Messenger RNA from Triticum aestivum (bread wheat), 495 nucleotides. RefSeq names its product CCR4-NOT transcription complex subunit 9-like. The record is from RefSeq and is a predicted model, not a curated record. The transcript has 7 exons. Gene Ontology annotation, cellular component: CCR4-NOT complex. Bases 1 to 495 code for a protein of 164 amino acids. NCBI's taxonomy places the organism in Eukaryota, Viridiplantae, Streptophyta, Magnoliopsida, Poales, Poaceae. Gene Ontology annotation, biological process: mRNA catabolic process.
AUGGAGAUUUCGAUAUUUGCAUCAGAUAUCUGCUACAAGGAGGUGAAAAUUCAUUGUCUACUCAGUUUCUCAGUUUUCCUCUUUCAAAAGCAAGAGAUUUUUCAAGACCUUGCUCCACUGCUGUGGCACUCCUUUGGCACCGUUGCUGCACUGCUCCAGGAGAUUGUGUCAAUCUACCCUUCACUUUCAUCUCCUACUUUGUUGCCAGUUGCAUCAAACCGUGUCUGCAAUGCACUUGCACUUCUUCAGUGUGUUGCUUCACACCCUGAGACCAGGAUCUCGUUCUUGAAUGCUCACAUCCCACUGUACAUGUACCCGUUCCUAAAUACUACCAGCAAGACCAGACCUUUUGAGUACUUGAGGCUUACCAGCUUGGGUGUUGUUGGUGCUCUUGUGAAGGUUGACGAUUUUGAAGUUAUUGGACACAAGCAGCUGCUUGAAAGGACAUCUAGAAAAAAUGGUGCAUUAUUAGAUGCCGCCUCUCCUAAUUCAUAA